AAACAGGUGUCGCGCAAUACGCAUCAAAGUGGUUUAACACUGAAUAAUCAUGAAGAUGUUGGUCAAGAAGUGAGAAAUGAAUGUGAAGAAGUAUUUAAUUCAAUAAAAAAAACGUUUAUACAAAACAAAAAAAAAGCGCUUGUUGCUCUUGUUUUUAUUGUCCUCAUUUUCAUCAUUGCUUGUGUUACCGGUACGCUUAAUAAUUGUCAUGGUAAAAACGUAGACAGUUGUAAAGUUGAUGGAGGAUUUUCACAGUGGAGUGCUUACUCUACAUGUUCAGUAACUUGUGGAAAUGGUUUACAAAAAAGAGAAAGAACUUGUACAAAUCCAGUUCCUAGUGGAGGCGGUAAAGACUGCGUUGGCAACUUAUCGGAAACAAUUAAAUGUAACCUAGAUAAAUGCAUUGGAUUAACAUUAGGAUUUAGUUUGCAAUGGAAUUUGUUAAAACGUGUAGCUUGUUUUCAACCCAAAGGUGAUUUUCCAGCACAAAUUCAAAUUAAUCAAUACGGUGUAUUAAUUGGAAUAAAGAUGAUGCAUUUAUAUGGAGGAACAAAAUGUUAUAACUCGUCUAUGGGCAGCAGGUUUGGUUGUUUCAAUGAUCAAAGCUAUUUUAAUCUUGUUGUUACUGACAAUAACAAAGUUAUUCUUUUUCCAUCUCCAAAUCAAGAGGUUACGUAUAUCGACGGGUCUAAAAACUAUCAGUAUCCUGGUUUUCUACCAACCGAUAAAGAAGUUGUUUUUAUUAACUUUGAAUAUCCAACCUACUUUAAAGUAGGUGAUUACAUCUCAAUAUGGAACUUCGAAGAUUUUAAUAACUUUAAUGAGGAAGAUAACUCUGGAGAGGUUUGUGUUAAUGUAUAUGGUGCAUUUAACUAAGUAAAUUAGUUGUUUUUA
This is a messenger RNA of Hydra vulgaris (swiftwater hydra), 894 nucleotides long. NCBI's taxonomy places the organism in Eukaryota, Metazoa, Cnidaria, Hydrozoa, Anthoathecata, Hydridae. The record is from RefSeq and is a predicted model, not a curated record.